Teleopsis dalmanni is the source of this 721-nucleotide messenger RNA. Its product is annotated as protein kinase C, eye isozyme-like. The transcript is spliced from 4 exons. Gene Ontology annotation, biological process: protein phosphorylation. The record is from RefSeq and is a predicted model, not a curated record. Gene Ontology annotation, molecular function: ATP binding; protein serine/threonine kinase activity. Bases 49 to 639 code for a protein of 196 amino acids. NCBI's taxonomy places the organism in Eukaryota, Metazoa, Arthropoda, Insecta, Diptera, Diopsidae.
AAUCAAAUAAUCUAUCGAGAUUUGAAAUUAGAAAAUGUUCUUGUAGAGAUGGAUGGUCACAUUAAGUUAGCAGAUUUUGGUUUAAGCAAAGACGCUAUCGAUGAGAGAGAAACUACAAGAACUUUCUGUGGUACUCCACUUUAUAUGGCACCAGAAGUUAUAAGUUAUGAACCAUAUAACAACACUGUGGAUUGGUGGUCUUAUGGUGUUUUAUUAUACGAAAUGCUCUCUGGCCAAUCUCCAUUUGAUGGUGAUGAUGAUACUAUUAUUUUCAAGAACAUUAAAGAGAAAAAAGCGAUCUUCCCGAAACACUUCUCGCAAGAAGCAAUGGAUAUUAUUACGAGUUUCUUAGCUAAAAAGUCUAACAAUCGUUUGGGAGGCGGACGAUAUGCCCGCUCCGAAAUAGAAACUCAUCCGUUCUUUGCUCCAAUUGAUUGGGAACAAGCAGCGAAUAAGGACAUGGAACCACCAAUAAUACCUAUAGUUAAACAUCGUAAGGAUUUGCGUCAUUUUGAUAAAUCUUUCACCGUUGAAAAGCCUGAACUAACACCAACCGAUAAAUUAUUUAUGAUGAAUUUGGAUCAAAAUGAUUUUAUUGGAUUUUCGUAUAUGAAUCCUGAAUUUAUAACAAUCAUUUAAAAAUAACUUAGAAACUCGAAAUUGUACUAGAUUUAUCGUUAAUCGAAUUUAAAUAAAUAAAUUUAAUCAAUAAUAAAUUAAC